This is a messenger RNA of Diversispora eburnea, 1590 nucleotides long. The record is from the annotation of a GenBank genome assembly. Lineage: Eukaryota; Fungi; Glomeromycota; Glomeromycetes; Diversisporales; Diversisporaceae.
AUGCAAAAGAAAAGAACCGCUGAAACUUUAGCUCCAGAAUUAUUCUACUUGAUAUUUCAAAAUUUAGAAGAAGAACCUGUAAAUUUAUUAAAUUGUUCAUUGGUUUCUCGACGUUGGUGUUCUUUCGCUAUCCCGAUACUUUGGAAAAAAUCUUUUAAUAUUUGUUCUUCACAUAAACGAUAUAAAUUGGUUCGAAUCUAUCUUAAAUUAUCUUCUCAAGAAGAAAGAUUUUCAUUUAUUGAUAGUUUAAUAAGUAAAGAUUCUCAAUAUGCUUUAGAAGCAUUUUAUCAAGAAAAAUUUUCUCGUAAACCAGCUUUAUUCAAUUACGCAUCAUUUUUACAACAAUUGGAUUAUUUAAAAUUGGUUGAAUCCGCUUCCCUCUUUUGGGAUCAACUUCGACAUAAAGAGGAUAGAACAACGAUAGUAUUAGUAGAUAAGAAUAAUAAUCGAGUAGAUUUAAAAAAUAUUUCAAUUUCAAAUAUUGAAAAGCUUACUCAUCAUCUUUGGGAUAUUUUAUUAUCACGAGCCAAAGUAACAUUUCUUAAGAUUGAUUCUUCAAGAUCUUACAUUGGUAAAAUGGUAGUGGCACUUCAUAAAUUUAAAUUAUCAAAUUCUUAUUUUUCACGUAUUCAAAAAUUUACUUGUGGAGGUGGAUUUGCUAAAGAUAAUUUAAUUGAUAUCAUGUCACAAAUUUGUCGUGAAAUUGAAGAAAUUACUAUUCUUUCAACUUCGGCAGCUUUUAAUGAAAAAAUUGAUUGGGGUCCAUUAAUUAAAGCUCAAAGAAAUCUUAAAAUUUUAAAACUUCGUUCCGUUCGUUAUGAUCUCACGGGUCUUUAUAAUUCUUUGUCAUCUCAAAUUAAUUCGUUACGUCACGUUAAAUUGGAAUUAUGCCUUUAUCAACAAGGAUUACCUUUAAUAUCACUUGCCACUUGUAAAAAUUUAGAAUCUUUAUCACUUUUUUAUUGUGGAGUUCAUCAAUGUGAAAAAGUUUUAACUGAAUCAUCAUUUAUCGCCCCUUUAAAAUCUUUACAAUUAAAUACGACUUAUAUACAUAAAGAUGAUUUGAUUAAUUUAAUUAUUGGAUCAAAUAAGAAUUUAGAAGAAUUAAUUCUUGAUAUUGAUUUAAAACAUUAUCCAUUCAUUGAUCGUAUAAUUUCGGAUCAUUGUCCAAAUCUUGUAACUCUCACUACCAGUUAUUUUAGUAAAUAUAUUAUAACCAUAAUGAAAAAGUGUAAAAAUUUAGAAAUUCUUAAUGUUCGAAGUACCACCACGUAUAAUAAAGGACGUUCAUUAUAUGAAUCCGAUUUACCAACUCCAGGACAAAUUUUUGAAGAGAUUGCAAUUAAUUCUUCGAAAAAAUUAAAGAAAGUAAUUAUUCAAAUAUCAAAAUUAUUUAAUCCUGAAGAAAUUAAAAAUUUUUUUAAGAAUUGUCAAACGUCAUCAUUGGAAUAUUUGGUAGUAGGAUUUCGUGGAAAUAAAAAAGAAGUUGAGGAAUCAUUUAAUCGAUAUGCCAUAAGGUCUGGAUUUAAUGUCACUAGCAUUAUUUAUGAGAAUAGAGAAGAAUUAAGAGUUAAAUUUAGAAAGAAGUAA